Molecule: messenger RNA, 1011 nt
Organism: Capronia coronata CBS 617.96
Lineage: Eukaryota; Fungi; Ascomycota; Eurotiomycetes; Chaetothyriales; Herpotrichiellaceae
Exons: 1
Coding region: 1-1011 (336 amino acids)
Source: RefSeq, a predicted model, not a curated record
AUGCGUCGACUUAACAGCGUGGUCCUUUUUUAUUUCGUUCGUUAUUCUGUGAAUGCUGCUCCUAUCGAGCCGGGGAACAUCCUUGAUCAUCUCGAUCCCUUGAAGAGUGUGGCCAGCGACAUCUUUGGCAUCCCAACCGCAUUGGCUGGCCUGGGAGUUUCGGCAAACACGGUAACGACACCCUCGCCGUCUGCAGCGACAUCCUCAACGAUCUCAGCCGGGAUUCCAGCGCAGUCAGCAGCCAGCGCAGAGAUACCUGCUCUUCAGAGCUCGGUACUAACCACUGGAUCAUCUGUGACGACUACAAGCCAACCACAGAGCAUACCACUAUCGAGAACAGUGACUCAACUGCUUACAGAUGGUGUUGCAACUCCCGGCUCAACUACCGGGUCGUUCGGUACAACAACUACGCAAUCUGUCAAUAAUGAAACCAUAUCGGCCACUUCAAGCAGUACAGCAGCAGUUUCUGUAGUCCCGACAACCACUGGCAGCAGUAGCGCAACGAGUCUGGGUUCGAGUUCCAGUACCGUCUCUGGCUCUGGCUCUGGCUCAUUAGCCAACUCACAAACAUCUGGAGGUCUAUCUCCCGCAAAAAGAGCUGUGACAGUCAUUCUCCCGAUCCUCGCAUUGAUCAUGGUCCUGUUUUUCUUGUGGCGCAAUGGUCCCUCACUGCACAGACGCUACACAAACUGGCGUCAACAGAGGCUCGAACGUCGUGCAUACAGGAAAGCACUGGACGACCCGGUACUUUCAUUUGGAGUCCGCGAGAAGGGUCUAGGGCUCGGCGACGUCGAGCAAAUCAUGCGUCCGCUGUCAUUUGGCUUUCAGAAACCCCAUCGGCAGGGGAUCAGACGGAAAUCCCUGAAUUGGGAUGCCACGUGCGUUGGUGCGGAUGGGAUAUCUGGAAUUGGCAUGGCUGUUCCUUUGGGCGAGCAGAGGAGGACAGAGAGCGAUAGUUCGGAAGGAAGCCACGAUUCGAGGUACGAGGACGCCCGGUUGGAACAGACAUGA